AUGGCAAGAGUCACGAGCAUUUCCACAUUCCCCAGAUCUCACGCAACCAUUGCUGCAAGGAUCCUUCUGCCAAAGAUCUUCCAACUACUGGAGAUCUGCAGAAGCAUUGGAGAUCAAACCCACAUGUCGAGUCGCUCUGGGAAUCUGCUGCUACGUAAGAUAUGGAGUAACCGCUCCGGAGUAAUCCGUAUGGGAAUACGCAUUUCCCCCACUCUGAACUUCCUGCAGGAAUGCGCACGGCGUGCUCCUGUCCAGUACUUGGUUGUGGUUCAGGGAUGUAGCGUCUUGGCGAUCAUAAAGGGGAAAACCAAGGGGGGUCGUGUCAAUCAUCCAUAA
Coccidioides immitis RS is the source of this 336-nucleotide messenger RNA. RefSeq lists its product as uncharacterized. NCBI's taxonomy places the organism in Eukaryota, Fungi, Ascomycota, Eurotiomycetes, Onygenales, Onygenaceae. The transcript has 2 exons. The coding region runs from base 1 to 336 and encodes 111 amino acids. The record is from RefSeq and is a predicted model, not a curated record.